AUGAGUGAAAAACAACCUUAUCCAUCUUCGACAGCGUCAACGGCAUCGGAUGCUUUAGAUCAACUCUCACGUGAUGAUCAUGAUGAUAUACAACAUGAUAUAUCGAUCGAUGUUCGAAAAAGGCAUUUGUCUCGUUGGGAUGAAUGUUUAGACAAAAAACUUCAGUCUCAACCACUAAAAAAUCAACCCGAUCAAGACACAACCAUUCAGUCGACACUUGACGAACUUGUUGUUCGAGAAUUUUCACCACGUACGGCUCGUGAUCCAAUCUUACUCAUAUUACGUGAACUUUUCGUGCGUUCAUUCGAUCACUUUUAUAAGGAAAUUGAAGCUGAGCUUAAAAUAAAAUCCGGCAAGACACUUGUUGUAUGGUUACAAGAAACAUUUGAUGAAAUGCAAGAUGAAAUUCUUACUAAAAAGUGUCGAUGUUUUAUGCUAUGCUCAUCUGAUACCGUCAAACAUUACAAGACACAAGGUAUCAUUGGUUUUUUGACUUUAAAGGAAGAAGGUAAUAGAUCUGUCUAUAUUUCUCAAUGCGCAAUUGAUGCCGAAAAUAAACGUCGUGGCUAUGGAGGUCAUCUUCUGCUACAUUUACGUACGAUUUAUCCACCAGGUACUUCUUACUGGGGCUUGUGUCGACGAGCUAAUAGACCAGCUGUAAAGUUUUAUUUGAAGCAAGGCGCAAAAUUCAUCGACAAUGAAGAGGUGGCUACUAAAUAUGACUAUGAUCCAACAUUGUAUACUGGCUUUCAAUUCACUGAUACCAUAGGAUACGUUCAACCGAGUGAUUCUCAUUCAUCGACUUCACCAUCUACCUCUCCCACAACAAUACCAACAUCAGAACCAUUACCAAAACGACGAUUAAAUGCCACGUAUGUUCAUUUUGAAAUAAUUGCUUUUAUUAAUUUCGAAGGUUAUUUGUUAUAUCGAAUGUACAAUAUUCUCACUAUAUAUCGUUACGAAGCUUAAUGACAAAUAUAUUAGACGCAAUUGGAAAAGUCUUUUUCCCGCUUCAAGAAUUUGUUGAGACUUUGUCCUGAAAUUAAUUCCAAUUCUGACGAGCAGAUAUGAAAGAGGAAAGAUUUUUCGAUUACGACGGAAGGUCCUCAAUUGUGAGUCUCAGUUUUGAAUGGAAUAUACAUCAUUUUGUAGAGGUCGACGAGCUGAUUCUGGUGGUAUGUUUCGUUUUUCCACAUAGAACUUCAAAUGAAUAAAACUGAUCGAUUGUACUAGUGGAUAUCUUCACUUUUGAUAAGUUUAAAGAGAGUUGUUAGUUAUACGGAACUUAACCCUUUGGUUGUGGGGUUUUUGGAAAUACAGAAAAAAGUUUGAGUUUGCUCGUCAAAGUCUAGAGUAGGGUAUAUACAUAUGCCCAAGCGAAUCAAUGCAUUGUAUCAGGCUUCAAUCAACGCAAUUAAAUUCUGGAAUAGCAGAGUCGAGUAAAGUAACCUAAAGACUUAUGAAAUCCUUUGCGUAACCCCAUGAAUACUCUUAUGAUCCUAUAUUAUGCAACAGAUUUUAUUAAAUUGAAUUUCUGGUUUUUCGUAAGACUAGAGCUUGAGAAAUGCUCGCAACUUCUCAGCGUAACAAUAGUUCUGGCAUUCUGUGUAAUUUCACAGAUUUCUGUUUCGUUUCGUGCGACUUUGAACGAUUUUGAGUUUAGAAAACCUAUAAAUUCUCAUACACUUCUGAAUUCACAAUUCAUUGUUUUUAACCAUUAUGCAUGCAUAUUGGCAUCAUAUAAUGAUGCUAUGACACUAAAACCAUGGAAUAAAGAAAGAAUACUGUAUGAUUCAAGAAAGAUAGAAGAUUGUAAAAGGUAUACUCUGCAUAAACGCUCAGCCCGCAUAUAUGCGAACCACGUUAACCAAAGAGUUAAAGGAUACUUAAAGUUUAAAUGAUCAAGUUAAAAAACAUAGACAUUGUCAUUAUGUGAUAGUCGGUUAUUAUAUUAUGUUAAGC
Rotaria sp. Silwood2 is the source of this 1962-nucleotide messenger RNA. The record is from the annotation of a GenBank genome assembly. NCBI's taxonomy places the organism in Eukaryota, Metazoa, Rotifera, Eurotatoria, Philodinida, Philodinidae.